Molecule: messenger RNA, 990 nt
Organism: Trypanosoma brucei brucei TREU927
Lineage: Eukaryota; Euglenozoa; Kinetoplastea; Trypanosomatida; Trypanosomatidae
Product: rhomboid-like protein
Exons: 1
Coding region: 1-990 (329 amino acids)
Cellular component (GO): membrane
Molecular function (GO): serine-type endopeptidase activity
Source: RefSeq, a predicted model, not a curated record
AUGUUACGGUACUCGCCGAUGCAUUUAAUUAAAACAUUGAGGGGCCCUCGAGUGACAGGUGCUCCAGCCCGAUUCCUCCGCGACAACGGCGUUUCACUCGUGGGACCGGCGAGGUCCACAUUUUUGAUGAUGUACCGCAUGCAAGGGAAUCAAAACGUACGUAUGGGCGCGGGUGCUUACAAGGAUUCGUGUCGAACUUUUUGUAGCAGUGCUGUACUGCGAGAUCCGAAAAAACCUUCCGGUCAACUCGUUGGGACCCAUCAGGUUCAGCAGCGGAACGAAGGGGAUAAAGGUGGCGAUGAAGAGCAGAAGCAAGAGGAUCCGUUUGGUGGUAACGCCGGCGCCGGUUACUUACCAUUCCCUCCUCCAUUCCACACGAUCAAUGUUGUGAUGCUGCUUUUCCUCGCCAACGUCAUCACGUACUUCCUGAUGAACUUUUCUGGGAGUGAUGAUCUGCGAGACUUUAUAGUCGAACAUUUCACGCUGUCACAUGAAAAUGCGGGGAGAAUAUAUCCUUUUUUCACCAAUGCCCUCUACCAAGAGAAUCUUCUGCAGCUUUUGAUUGACUGCUGGCUUCUCUGGGAGUUUGGAAAAACGAUGCUAGGGUUUCUCGGCAAUGCUCGAAUGACUUUCUUUGCGUCCCUUUGUACACUUGGUGGUGGUCUUAUUCAUGUUGCACGCCAAAACUUUGAGUUGUAUUAUGGAAUGGAUCCUCUGGAGGUACGUGGUCGAUGUUAUGGCCCCAAUCCGUUUAUUCUCGGUCUUGUGGGUGUUGAGGGCAUCAUUUUCAGACACCUUAACUUUAUUCAACAGCCGCCCGUUCCUUUCCUAGUUCUCACUGCUUUUGUGAUGGUUAUUGACGUGUGGCGCAUUUUCACCACGAAGCCAGAGGAACAUGGAGCGGCAACUGGUGGUGCUUUAGUCGCGUACGUCUUUUGGGCCCUUCCAACCCGAAUGCUCGGCCUUGACAAACUUACAGCAGCAUUGUAA